UACAGCCCUACUUACUUAAUGUUGUAACACAAGUUUUAUACCUUUGUAAAAAAAUGCAAUUAAGAAAAUCAAGAUAAUUAAAUUAGUGGUUUCAGAUAUUUCACUAUUUUCAUGGUCUGCCGCACUCACAAAGAAUAGUUGGCGGCUCAACGGUCAAUAUUAGUCGUUACCCGUUUCUAGUUGCGCUUUUAGUUGCACGAGAUGGUGUGAAUUAUCGUCAAACUUGUGGAGCGUCAAUCAUUAGCAGAAGAGCAGUUGUAACAGCUGCCCAUUGUAUGACAGGUGCAGCCAGGCAGUUUCGUAUUAGGGCUGGGUCGAGUACUGCAAGCAGCGGUGGUACAGUUUACAACGUGAAUAACCUUAUUAUUCAUCCCAAUUACAACCAACUCACUAUAAAUAAUGACAUCGGAGUUGUGAGACUGUCAACAUCAUUGUCUCUUGGAGGCAACGUGAGAGUCGGACGCUUUGCUCAUGCGAAUUACAAUGCUGGCGAUAACCAAGCUGUUUGGGCUGCAGGGUGGGGUUUCACAUCAUUCAAUGGGCGACCAUCUGAAAAUCUUCGCCACGUUCAGCUUUGGACAGUGAACCAGAAUACUUGUCGAAAUGCUUACGGUUCAAUUCUUACACAAAAUAUGUUAUGUGCUGCACCGAGAGCUGCAGGUAAUGGUGUUUGCACACAGGACUCUGGUGGGCCACUUCUUCACAAUAAUUUCAUCAUAGGGGUCGUCUCGUUUAGCGGCAAUUGUGGACUGCCACAAUCCCCUGGAGUAUUCGCGCGAGUUUCAAGAUAUAGUAAUUGGAUUCAGUCGAAUUCUUAAUAUGCUUUAAAAG
Messenger RNA from Nymphalis io (European peacock), 831 nucleotides. RefSeq names its product trypsin, alkaline B-like. Lineage: Eukaryota; Metazoa; Arthropoda; Insecta; Lepidoptera; Nymphalidae. Gene Ontology annotation, biological process: proteolysis. The coding region runs from base 276 to 818 and encodes 180 amino acids. The record is from RefSeq and is a predicted model, not a curated record. Gene Ontology annotation, molecular function: serine-type endopeptidase activity. The transcript has 4 exons.